AGGAGGAGGAUCUGGAAGAAAAGCAGAGCAGACACCAGAGCAGGCAGACUUGGCAGCAGCCUGAGAAGCAAACCUCCUGUCCAGAGGAAGAGCCCAGGCCACAGCAGAGACAUGGAACUCUCCUCAGCUCCUCUCCACAAAUGGCAGCUACCCUGGAACGGACUCCUGCUGGCAGCCUCACUUUUGAUCUACUGGAGCUCUCCCUCCAUGGCCCAAGUCACUGUGGAAGCAGUUCCGCCCCACGUUGCUGAAGGGGCAGAUGUUCUUCUACUUGUCCACAAUCUGCCAGAGACACCCCUAGUCUUUUACUGGUACAAGGGAGAAAAUACAGACAACAGUAACGAAAUUACACGAUUUAUAACGUCACCUAGCGAAAUUAUAACAGGGCCUGCAUACAGUGGCAGAGAGACAAUAUACCCCAAUGGAUCCCUGCUCUUCCAGAAUGUCACUCAGAAUGACACCGGAGCCUACACGUUGCAAAUACUAAUGCAAAGCUAUGAUCCUACAAAAGUAUCCGUGCAGUUCCAUGUCCACCCACUGCUACCCAAGCCCCAAAUCACAAGCAACAAUUCCAAUCCCAUGGAGGGUGAGGAUGCAAUAGCAUUAAUGUGUGAGCCUGAGACUGAGAAUACAAACUACCUGUGGAGGAGAAAUGGCCAGAGCCUCUCAGAAGGUGACAGGCUGAAGCUGUCUGAGGACAACAGGACUCUCACUUUACUCAGUGUUGUGAGGAAUGACACAGGAGCCUAUGAGUGUGAAACCCGGAACCCAGUGAGCACCUCUCGAAGUGACCCAUACACUCUGAACAUUACCUAUGGUCCAGAUGUCCCGAUCAUAUCCCCCUCAAAUAAUUAUUUUCAUUUAAGGACAAACCUCAGCCUCUCCUGUCAAGCAGCCUCUAACCCACCCGCACUGUACUCUUGGUUUGUCAAUGGAGAGCUCCUGUCAUCCUCCCAAGAGCUCCUUAUCCCCAACAUCACUACUAAUAAUAGUGGAUCCUAUACCUGCUUCGUCUAUAACUCUGUCACUGGCCUCAAUAAGACCGCAGUCAAGAACAUUACAGUCCUUGAGCCAGUGACUACACCCUCCAUCCAAGUCACCAACACCACAGUCAAAGAACUGGGCUCUGUGUUCCUGAACUGCUCCUCAAACGACACCGGGAUCUCCAUCCAUUGGCUCUUCAAUGGCCAGAGUCUGGGGCUCACGGACAGAAUGAAGCUGUCCCUGGACAACAGCACCCUCAGCAUAGACCCUGUCAGGAGGGAGGAUUCUGGGGUGUAUCAGUGUGAGGUCUCCAAUCCAGUCAGUUCCAAGAGGAGUGACCCCAUCCAGCUGGACAUAAUAGCUGACCCAACACAAGGGAGUUCUGGCCUCUCGGGGGGUGCCAUUGCCGGCAUCGUCGUUGGAUCUGUUGCUGGGGUGACUCUGAUAGCAGCCCUGGCAUAUUUUUUUUAUUUCAGGAAGACUGGCAGGGGAACUGACCAGCGCGAUCUCACAGAGCACAAACCCUCAGCCUCCAACCACAAUCUGGGCCCCUCUGGCAACUCUCCUAACAAGUGACCACACAUCAGACUGUCAGACAGUGAGUGACAGGUGUCCUCUCCCAUGGCUCACCCAGCACAGAGGCCACAGCACAGUGGUGCUAGAUCACCAGCAAGGUGAGGUUCUGACCUGUGGGACUGAUGUCACUGACCAACACUCAUACUUUCAGGUGGAUGACGUGACAUACACAGUCCUGAACAUCAACGGCCAGACACACAAACCACCAACUUCAGCUUCUCCAUCUUCAAGAGCCACAGAAACCACUUAUUCAGAAAUAAAAAAGAAGUGAUCAUGGCCUGUCAUGCUGGCUACACCAAUGAUGCAUUUCCAGAAUCUCUCCCUCACUAGAAGAUCUCUGUACCAUGAGAUGAGGAAACACAUGUGUGUAUGCGCACACAAACACACACAUACAUACACAGCUCCAGGUGGCAGCCUCUUCUUCAGUAUCAAUAGAAGGAACAAUAUAUUAUGGAGCCUAGGGGAAACCCAACCUUUCUUGGAACUGAAACUUGGCUGAGAAAAGGGCAUCAAAGCUGCCCACCCUCCACUCCCCUAGCCAUGGCUUGUUUUAAAUGACCUAUUCAGAGCACAGUCAUUCUCCCCAGCUCCAGUCCUGUCCUAGCACAGUCUGACUUGAAUUCCCAUAACCCUGGACGUCACCUAAGUGCUAAUGCCAAAGAACAAAGGACAAGCAGGAAACGGGCAUUCCUGCGUCUUUAAAGCCCGAUGUGAAGCCAUCGUACACGGGAAGAUCAAGUCUCAGACAGAGGUCUCAGGAAAUCUCCACGCCGACAACUCAUGCUUGCCCGGCUGUGGAAUCAGGGGCUCUGUAUGUUGUGCAUUUACACCUGAGCCCACCUCUGAGAAACCACUUUCUCCAGAAAACCCACUCAAUGCAGCUAGCAAAGCUCUUUGGCAGCAACCACGGCCAUUGCUAACGCAGAGUGCAGGUACAAAGACAGCAUCUCUAGUCUCUACCAGGAAGGAGUCCAGAAAAGCAGGGCUGGUGAACUGACAGGCUCCUGGAAUCUAAAAAUGGAACAGAAAGAUACCCUCCAUGGAGCACUGAGAUUGUUUUAAAAGAAGCCAUAUUUGGAGGUACUGGAGUUUUCUUCUCUGCAAGACAACCCACUACUUGAAGUUUUGUAACUGCUGACUUGGCUCAGUGUGUGAGCUGAUAAGUCUGCCUUAGGGGCAAGAAGCCACUGCACCUCUGGCUCCCUUGGCCAUGAUCAAAAAGCCUCUCAAGCCCUUUUGAUCAAGAGUUCCAAACCAAAAAUGAAUAAAUGAAUAACAAGGCAAGUCACUUGCAGAAACACUGCCUAGUGUCGAGCUAAGCCUCCUACUUUGCUGAAUUUGUCAGAAAAGCCUGACUUUUCCUUGCUCUGUGUCUUCACCUUUAUUGCUGGGCACUGGCCAGAGCCUACACAAUAUUUCUCUGAGACUCUGGGCUUCCUUGCUCUCUCCCUGUAGCUCGCCCGCCCCCACCCUGUGCAGCUGCCAGCUGAACUCUUGCCUGACUCAAAGGCCAGCCAUUCCUCCUCCACUCCAACCCCUCUCCAGGCUGAUGCUGAGGUUUCCAGCUUGUCUGCCUUGCUGUUUUGCUUUUAAACUCUACCAAAAACUGCCCUCGGCUUCAACAACUAACAACAGACUUUCUUCAUUCCCACCCCAUUCCUGAAGAUCAGGACCAGCCUCCAACUACCCUUCUGCGGUGUUUCUGUCUGCGCAUUGUUUGCCCUUUCUUUGGCUUCUUUUUUUGACUUUUUUUUUUUGAGACAGUUUUAGCAUGUAGCCUAAACAAGCUUCAAUAUCACAAUAAAGGUUUCUACGAUCUCUCUCCUGCUGAGAUUACAGUGCAGGCCACCAGGCCCAGUGGCUUGUGCAUUCCCUGACUGCCCUGCACUCUCAGGAAAUCUUGGCCUCUGCUACUGUGUGUCUGGUCCACGUGAAUUGUGCCCUUCAAGGGACACAGUCACUCAAGCUGAAGGCAUUGUUUACAUCCUUGAGAGCUCCGCACUGGUGCUCCACUGGGAAUGUGGGACACUUGCAGGGUGCUCUUCCCCAGCCCUGGGCUUCCAACAGCCUCUGAAACUUACUCUUCCCACCUGGGAUGAAUCCCAGCAACAGGAGAAGGAAAGGCCAAUGUGCUCUCAGGGAUCCUCUCUUCAAGAGGUACACCCACUCUGUGCCUGUUAAUCAAGGGUUUUAUUGGAUAAUAAGUGUUUGUUCUCAUGCCAUGCCUAACAGGCCUUCCAAGACAGUUAUUCUAGAGUUUUGUGGAUUUUUUGUUUCGGUUUGGUUUUGGUUUUUUGAGACAGGGUUUCUCUGAAGCUUUGGAGCCUAUCCUUUAACUAGAUCUUGUAGACCAGGCUGGCCUCCAAGUCACAGAGAUCCGACUGCCUCUGCCUCCCGAGUGCUGGGAUUAAUGACGUGCACCACCACUGACCGGCUAUUUUGGAGUUCUUGUACUCAGGGAUUUCUCUCAGGGACUUCCAGCCUGUGUAUAUUUUCCUUCAGUAGUUCUAUUCUGGAUUAAUUUAAAUUUGCCUGGCUAAAGCCAGAUCAGAGGUAUUUGUAAAUUUUCCCUAUGUUCAAAAUAAAAUAUCACAUAUCACUAA
Molecule: messenger RNA, 4163 nt
Organism: Arvicola amphibius (Eurasian water vole)
Lineage: Eukaryota; Metazoa; Chordata; Mammalia; Rodentia; Cricetidae
Product: carcinoembryonic antigen-related cell adhesion molecule 1-like
Exons: 9
Coding region: 112-1560 (482 amino acids)
Biological process (GO): signal transduction; regulation of immune system process
Cellular component (GO): cell surface; plasma membrane
Molecular function (GO): protein tyrosine kinase binding
Source: RefSeq, a predicted model, not a curated record